AUGAACAGACAAGCCAGCAAGACAUCUGGUGGCGGGAGCCAGGGCUUCUCUGGCCGCUCUGCCAUGGUCUCCGGCAGCAGCAAGAUGAGCUGUGUGGCCCGCUCUGGGGGAGCCAGUGGAGGGGCCUGUGGGCUCCACAGUGGAGCAGGUGGCUUUGGCAGUCGCAGCCUGUACAACCUGGGAGGCAACAAGAGUAUCUCCAUCAGCGUGGCAGGUGGUGGCUCCCGGGCUGGUGGCUUUGGUGGAGGGCGGAGCAGCUGUGGCUUUGGAGGUGGUUAUGGAAGUGGCUUUGGGGGAGGUUAUGGAGGUGGCCUUGGUGGUAGCAGAGGAGUGGGAGGUGGAUUUGGCAGAGCUGGUGGGUUUGGCGGAGCUGGUGGGUUUGGUGGAGCUGGUGGGUUUGGUGGAGCUGGUGGGUUUGGUGGACUUGGUGGCCUUGGUGGGCCUGGUGGGCUUGGUGGGCUUGGUGGGCUUGGUGGGCUUAGUGGGCCUGGUGGGCCUGGUGGGCCUGGCAGCUUCCCUGGGGGAAUCCAGGAAGUGACUGUCAACCAGAGCCUCCUGCAGCCCCUCAACGUGGAGAUUGACCCUCAGAUUGGGCAAGUAAAGGCCCAGGAGCGGGAGCAGAUCAAGACCCUCAACAAUAAGUUUGCCUCCUUCAUCGACAAGGUGCGGUUCCUGGAGCAACAGAACAAAGUCCUGGAGACCAAGUGGAACCUGCUCCAGCAGCAGGGCACAAAUUCCAUCACAGGCACCAACAAUCUUGAGCCUCUUUUUGAGAACCACAUCAACUACCUGCGGAGCUAUCUGGAUAACAUCCUUGGGGAGAGAGGGCGCCUGGACUCAGAGCUGAGGAACAUGCAGGACGUGGUGGAGGACUUCAAGAAGAAAUACGAGGAUGAAAUCAAUAAACGGACAGCUGCUGAGAAUGAGUUUGUGACCCUGAAGAAGGAUGUGGAUGCUGCGUAUAUAAACAAGGUGGAGCUUCAGGCCAAGUUCGAUGCCCUGAUGGAUGAGAUCAACUUCUUGAGGACCCUUUAUGAUGCGGAGCUGUCCCAGAUGCAGAGCCAUGUCAGUGACACAUCCGUGGUGCUGUCCAUGGACAACAAUCGCUUCCUGGACCUGGACAGCAUCAUAGCUGAUGUCCGUGCCCAGUAUGAGGACAUUGCCCAGAGGAGCAAGGCUGAGGCUGAGGCCCUGUACCAGACCAAGUUGGGAGAGCUGCAGACCACGGCCGGCAGACACGGGGAUGACCUGAGGAGCACCAAGAGCGAGAUUAUGGAGCUCAACAGGAUGAUGCAGAGGCUGCGGACGGAGAUCGAGAACAUCAAGAAGCAGAAUGCCAACCUGCAGACAGCCAUUGCGGAAGCUGAGCAGCAUGGGGAGAUGGCCCUCAAAGACGCCAAUGCCAAGCUCCAAGAGCUGCAGGCUGCCCUACAGCAGGCCAAGGAUGACCUGGCCCGGCUGCUAAAGGAGUACCAGGAACUGAUGAACGUCAAGUUGGCCCUGGAUGUGGAGAUCGCCACCUACCGCAAGCUGCUGGAGGGCGAGGAGAGCAGGAUGUCUGGAGAGUGCCCGAGUGCCGUCAGCAUCUCCGUGGUCAGCAGCAGCAGCGCCACUACGGCCUCGGCAGGUGGUUACGGCGGUGGCCUCGGCGUGGGAGGCGGUGCGGGCGGCGGCUUUGGCCUGGGCGGCUGCAGCGGGUUUGGCGGCGGCGGCGGCGGCAGCAGCAUUGGGUUCGGCGGCGGCGGCGGAUUUGGCGGCGGCAGUGGGUUCAGCGGCGGCAGCAGCCUUGGCUUUGGCUCUGGCUCCGGCGGUCGCUGUGGAGUCAGCGGCGGAGGCUUCAGCUCUGGCAGCACCCGGGUCGGCAGCGCCAAGUUCUCCCAGUCCUCCCAGCGCUGCUCCAGAUAA
Otolemur garnettii (small-eared galago) is the source of this 1905-nucleotide messenger RNA. It is a transcript of the gene KRT3, whose product is annotated as keratin 3. The transcript is spliced from 9 exons. Gene Ontology annotation, biological process: keratinization; intermediate filament organization. Gene Ontology annotation, molecular function: structural constituent of skin epidermis. Gene Ontology annotation, cellular component: keratin filament. Bases 1 to 1905 code for a protein of 634 amino acids. Lineage: Eukaryota; Metazoa; Chordata; Mammalia; Primates; Galagidae. The record is from RefSeq and is a predicted model, not a curated record.